CUUCACAAUUUUGGCUGCCCAAAACGCGCGUGCAGCGAGCUCAUACCGGCCCGGGUGAUUGCCAGUGUCAGAGGUGACAUUUAUCCUAUCUCUGAUAGCGUCGCGUGCUGAUGCUCCGAGACGUCGACAGCAGUGGAGGUACCGGUCCACGAUCAACAUCUACCAGACUCAAAUCGACUGCGCGCUAAAACUUUCUAAACGCUUUUUGUAUGUACGAACCAGCAAGCGCGCCUGACUUGCUCUUGUUUCCGGGGAGGGCAGCUUCGAAUUCCUUGAUGUGAUCAGUCGGUGAAGCCCUUUCCAUUUUCUUCUUCAUCUUGACCAAAAUCUCCAAAGUCGCUGGCAGCGCUUCCUGAAUUUCUCCCCACCUUCUCUUCUCAUGUAGCUUCGUCUUUGGCAUCUUCCCUCCAAACUUCGUCACAUAACCUUUCUUUCCUUCCCCUUCUUCACUUUAUCCAUUUUUCUCCGCCUGGUAAUCCAAUGGGAACGGUCGGGACUCAAGCUGAUCCCCUUUACCCACCCUCUCCCUACACCUCUUCUCUUCCUCCAAGCCCCGAGCCGGAAGGCCCCAACUUCUUCGAGAAGGUAUGGCGUUACCGUGGCAAGAUCGCGCUCGCGGCCGCGGUGGGCGGCUUCGCGUGCUUCGCAUAUUACCGGUACCACGUGUGCCCGCCCAGUCAGUACCUGGUCAAGACGGGGCUGGGGAUCAAGGAUAUGGCGGUGGCGCGCAAGACUCUGCAACUUCCGUUCCAGGAGGUACGCACGUUCAACAUGGCCCCGUUAAACUACACGUUCCAUCUUCAUAACAUGUCAUCCGAGAUGGUGCCUUUCCACUGCCUGUCAGCCCAAGAGAAAGUUGCAAUGAGCUUCACGAUCGGGCCCAAGGACCCCGCCGAGGACCUGGCCGCUUUCAAGACGUACGCCACCAAGAUGGGCGACCUGGACCCCGCCAAAGUGGAGGCCACGAUUGGAGGCGUCAUCCAUGGCGAGACGCGCGUGUUCUCAGCCGGCCUGACCAUCCGCGAGAUGUUCGAGGACCGAGAGAAGUUUAAGCGGACCGUGUCAGACAAGAUUCAGCAGGACAUGAAUGCAUACGGGCUGAAAAUCUACAACGCCAACAUUGCGGAGAUGGCGGACCAGGACGAGAAGACGCGCUACUUCCAGAACCUGCGCCAGAAGGCGCUCGAGGGGGCCAACACCGAGAUGCGGAUCCAGGUGGCCGAGGCGCGCAUGCAGGGCGACAUCGGCGAGCGCGAGCGCCAGUCGCGCGCCGCGCAGGAGGUCGCGCACAUCAAGGCGACGAUCGUGGAGAAGCAGAACGAGAACGCGCAGCGCGUCGCGCACUCGGAGAAGGAGCUCGCGGUGGUGCGCGCGGAGUGUGAACGCGCGCGCCUGCUGACGGAGAUCGACGUCAGCAUGGCGACGGACAAGCGGAAGGCGGAGCUGGAGACGGAGGUGGACCGCGCGCGCACCGCGCAGCAGGUGGCGUACCUCCAGGCGACGCAGGUGGCCAAGACCAUCGCGGCCGCGGAGAGCGCCGUGAAGGAGGCGGAGGGCCAGGCGGAGGCCACGCGGCGGCUCGCGGACGCGCAGCUAUACGCCGCGCGCGCGGCUGCGGACGGCGCGCUCGCGGCCUUCGAGGCGCAGGCGGACGGCCUGUCGCGGCUCCUGGCCGCGUCCGAGCAGCGUCCGGAUCUGGCCAAGUUCCAGCUGUAG
This is a messenger RNA of Klebsormidium nitens, 1716 nucleotides long. The record is from the annotation of a GenBank genome assembly. Lineage: Eukaryota; Viridiplantae; Streptophyta; Klebsormidiophyceae; Klebsormidiales; Klebsormidiaceae.